CUUGGAAUAACCCAAUUUUAAGGGUUUCAUUUUCAGUUUCCUCCCCAGCUCUUAUGCCGAUUUCGAUUUCCCUUCCCUCGGCCUUCGACACUCGACAGCGUCCUCUGCACCGUUGUUUGCUAUUUUGCUCCCUUACCGUCGAUCUCCCUCCAGUCCGUCGAUAUCCCUCACGACGUCUCUCUCAUCCAGUCGGUCGAUUUCUAGUGACACUGCGUACUAACUCCAAAGGGCCUCAACCUUAGAUACUCUUCAGUGUGAGGCAGGCAAAAUUGUAAAUCCAAUGUAAAAGAAGUUUAUGUGUUGGUGGCUGUUUUAUGAAUUUGGUUUGAUUUACGUCAACAGAAAAUGAUUAAUCUUUUCUUGAGCGGCAACUCUUCCUGAGUCAUGCCUGCUAUAAAAAAGAAUUCUGAAUGCAGUCGGAUUGGGAAUGUUUUCCACAAGUUGAUGAGGCAGAUUGGGAAUCCAGUUGAUUUUGAACUUCCUGAUUGGUUUAGCAAAUGGAAGCCUAUGCCAUAUACCUUCAUUAGGCGCAAUGUCUACCUCACAAAGAAAUUUAAAAGAAGGGUUGAGGAUGAUGGGAUAUUUUGCUCCUGUAGUCCUACACCGGGGUCUCCAGGUGUCUGCGACAAAGAUUGCCAUUGUGGGAUGCUGCUGUCUAGCUGUUCUUCAGGCUGCAAGUGUGGGAUUUCAUGUCUCAACAAACCAUUUCAGCACCGGCCUGUGAAGAAGAUGAAACUGGUCGAGACUGAGAAAUGCGGUUCGGGGAUUGUAGCUGAUGAGGAUAUCAAACAAGGAGAGUUUGUAAUUGAAUAUGUUGGAGAAGUAAUUGAUGAUAAAACAUGUGAAGAAAGGCUAUGGAACAUGAAGCAUCGUGGGGAGACAAACUUCUAUCUGUGUGAGAUCAAUCGAGAUAUGGUAAUUGAUGCCACGUACAAGGGAAAUAAGUCGAGAUAUAUAAAUCAUAGUUGUUGUCCCAAUACUGAGAUGCAGAAAUGGAUUAUAGAUGGAGAAACAAGAAUUGGCAUAUUUGCAACUCAAGACAUACAGAAGGGCGAGCAUCUAACUUACGAUUAUCAGUUUGUUCAGUUUGGUGCAGAUCAAGAUUGUCAUUGUGGUGCUGUUGGCUGCAGAAGAAAGCUGGGAGUAAGACCUACUAAACCAAAGACAUCUUCAGAAGCUGCAUUGAAACUUGUAGCAUGCCAGGUAGCUGUAUCAUCACCUAAGAUGAAAGCAUACUUGACUCGAAGAGAUGUUUACAAAAACGGAAAUUUGCACAUAGGAAGUUCAAAGCAGGCAUUUAACCAGCAAGCGGUGCACACCUAUAAUUGCAUUGGUGAGGUCAUUUGGAUUGCUCGCCCCAUCAGUGGAAGGUCUUUUGGUAUUAUAAAGAGGUUUGAUCAACAUUCCAGCAAACACUCUAUCAUGUUUGAAGACGGCAAGGUUGAAUUUAUUGACAUGUCAAAAGAGGAUUGGGAAUUUGCAAGGCCUGUGAUAGAGUUGUAGAGUACGAGUUCAGCAUUAGCGUGAGAACUGUGCAUCAAGAAAUUAGCAACAUGAAUGGGAAAGGAAUGCACUAUUCACUUACCUUUUGGGAAACUAAUCAAGAAUUGUCAGGUAGAUUGGGCAGCCAAAGGUUCGUCUCCCGGUUGUACUAAGCAAAACUUCUAAUGCUCGACUUAUUGAUAGCUCAAAUAUGAAAAACUAUAUCCCUUGCGGGAAAAAUACGAAGGAAGGAAAAGAUGAUUGUAUUUGUAUUAGAUUCUUACUCACAUAUUCUUGGUGAGAAUGGUGUAUGAUAUAUUAUACUGUUCUUUUACAUUGGAAAAAGAAUAAGGACUCAACCAAAAUUUGGCUUUGUUGCUUCA
Benincasa hispida (wax gourd) is the source of this 1865-nucleotide messenger RNA. RefSeq names its product histone-lysine N-methyltransferase ASHH3 (gene ASHH3). Gene Ontology annotation, molecular function: protein binding; histone methyltransferase activity. Lineage: Eukaryota; Viridiplantae; Streptophyta; Magnoliopsida; Cucurbitales; Cucurbitaceae. Gene Ontology annotation, cellular component: nucleus. The record is from RefSeq and is a predicted model, not a curated record.